UAUUAUUAAUGAAGAAUACAUAUUUCUUGAUUUAGCUCUCCAAAACCACAAUUUUUUGUCUUUUUUUUUUUUUGGAUUAGAGCAUCUCUCCAGACCAGGCAAAGCGAUUUACAAAAUUAAGAGGGAGGAAAGGCCUUAUUGACAAGGAUGUGGUGAGGACUGACAGAUCGCUGUUAUUUUACGACGGGGAUGACAAUCCUAAUGUGUAUGUUAUGCGAGAUAUACUGUUGACAUACUCGUUUUACAACUUUGAUCUUGGGUACUGUCAGGGUAUGAAUCUUGUACGUGAUGAGAAACGAAUCUGAAUCUUUUUGGUGCUUUGUUCACCUUAUGGAACGUCUUGGUCCUAAUUUUAAUCGUGAUCAAAGUGGGAUGCGCUCUCAACUUUUUGCUUUAUCGAAGCUGGUUGAGUUGCUAGACAGCCCGUUGCACAACUAUUUCGAACAGAAUAAUUGCCUGAACUAUUUCUUCUGUUUCCGCUGGCUACUGAUACAGUUCAAGAGGCAAGUGUAACUGCCCCCUAUGUGUAUUUUGAUGAGUGAAUGACGAUCCCCAUGGUUUUCUUGUAGGGAGUUUGAAUACGACAAGACAAUGCGCAUAUGGGAAGUUCUGUGGACUCACCAUCUGAGCGAACACCUGCUCCUAUAUGUCUGCGUUGCCAUUCUCAGGAGAUAUCGUGCGAAGAUUAUGGAGGAGCAGAUGGAUUUUGACACUCUCCUAAAAUUAAUCAAUGAAUUGAGUGGUCAGAUCGACCCUAAGAGAAGCUGAAGCCGUGUGUAUAUGUGCCGGUGAGAAUGGCGCUGCUUGUAUCCCUCCUGGAACCCCAUCUUCUCUACCAGUCGAAGAUGGCUCGCUAUAUCCCCAGCUUGACGAUGAAAUCUUGUAGAUGAUUCGUGGGAUUUAUGGCUCAGUAAUGUCUAACGUGGUGGUUGUCGACAACGGCGGAGGGCUGAUCAAAGCUGGCAUCGGCGGCGAGCGCGACCCCGCCUGCGUGGUACCGAACUGCACCGCCCGCCCCUCCUCCUCCAAAAAAUGGCUCCUCGCCGACCAGCUCCUCUCCCCCUCGGAAGACCUAACCUCCGCCACCCUCCGCCGCCCCAUGGACCGCGGCCACCUCAUCAAUCCCGACCUCCAGUCCUCUCUCUGGGCCCACCUCUUCACCAAUCUCCUCAAAAUCAACCCCUCCGCCUCCUCCCUCCUCCUCACCGAGCCGCUCUUCACGCUCCCCUCGAUCCGCCGCGCCGUCGACGAGAUCAUCUUCGAGGACUUCAAUUUCCGCGCGCUCUUCGUCGCCGACUCCCCGUCGCUCGUCCCUCUCUACGAGGCGUCGCGUCGCCCCUCCGCCCUGCUGUCGAGGGCGCGGUGCAGCCUCGUCGUCGACUGCGGGUUCAGCUUCACGCACGUGGCGCCGGUGCUGCAGAAUUUCACGCUCAAUUACGGGGUGAAGAGGCUGGAUCUCGGCGGGAAGGCGCUCACCAAUUACCUCAAGGAGCUCGUCAGCUACAGGAGCGUGAAUGUGAUGGAUGAGAGCUUCAUUAUGGAUGAUGUCAAGGAGAAGCUCUGUUUUGUCUCCCUUGAUGUCCACAGGGACCUCAACAUUGCAAGGAGACCUGGAAAAAACAAUUUGUUUAGGUGUAGUUAUGUGCUUCCAGAUGGCAUUACUCAUAUGAAGGGAUUUGUGAAAGAUGUUGAUGAAACAAAGCGAUACUUAGCCUUGGAUGAAAAUGAAGCCCCUUCUUCCCCUGAAGAAGGAAAGGAUUAUGUCGACCUACAGGAUGGUAGUGACAACCCCCAGCACAAAAGAAGCACUGACCUAACAAAUACUGAAUUUUCCUUGACGAAUGAGCGGUUCCUCGUCCCAGAGAUGAUAUUUCGACCAGCUGAUUUGGGAAUGAACCAGGCCGGACUUGCGGAAUGCAUUGUUCGAGCAGUUAAUUCGUGUCAUCCUCAUCUUCACCCUGUGUUAUAUGAGAGUAUCAUUUUGACUGGUGGAACCACAUUAUUCCCUCGAUUUUCCCAAAGAUUAGAGAAGGAGCUCCGGCCUUUAGUCCCAAUUGAAUAUGAAGUGAAGAUCACUACUCAAGAAGAUCCAAUAUUAGGUGUUUGGAGAGGGGGGUCACUCUUGGCAUCUAGUCCUGAUUUUGAAUCAAUGUGUGUCACAAAGGCUGAGUACGAGGAGCUGGGAUCCGCUAGGUGUCACAGGAGAUUCUUUCACUAGCUUAAAGAUCAUUAAGGUUAUCCCUACAGUUUUUUUCUUUGCAACUCUCCUUCUCUUGGUUGACUAAAUAAGUGAACUUUACACUGUUAUAUAAGUAAGAACUGCAUGUUAUUUUACCAAUAAUGAAAUGAAAAAUGCCCUUACUUGACUCACCCUGCUUAUUAGACAUGUUUUAUUAGAAUCUCAGCAAUGGAAAUAGAUUGGAUAUGCAAAAAAUGUGGCUCCAUUAAAUUUCUCAUAGCUUAGACUCCGUGUCAUUCUAAGUCUACAUUAGGGAUGAACAUUAAUGUUGCAUUACCUUUAAAUAUCUGAUUUGUCAGUGAUAGCCAAACAUGGGUUUGAAGCUAGUAGACUCCAAUAGCAUGUUGGAGGAUGGAGUUAACAAUCACACCCUCGUGUUUGGUUGAAGAGAUUCAUAUCCCGAGAUUGUAACACCUCUGUUUGGUUUGGGUUGCAUAAAGUAUAGAUAGGCAAUACGGAAUGACGGUUGUGUCCUCAAAUAUUUGUUAAAAAUCCCAAUUUGCCCUCGUCAUCCCUAAAUUGGGGCUGCCAAUUUAAUACUCGUCAAACCCUAGCUCCCGCCCACGCAAUUGAUUCCGAAGGACUUCUCAAUCACCUUGUGGAAUCGACGACGGCGAACGAAGGUUGAAGCUCCACCGCAGGUCUGUUUAUUCGGUUAUCAGAAGUAGUUAGGCUGUUUUGCGUAUGUGACUGUUGCUACCAAUCUGUGUUACGUAUUAUUUGAUGAACAUUGAUGCCGGCGAAAGUGAAGAUCAUGGUUUCGCCGUUUCGGUAUUGUGUCAACCUACAUCCAUACAUUUAGAUGGUUUAUUGUGUUUGUUAUUUGCUUUCUUUGUUGCAUAUAAAACCAGGAAAUAAGUAUCACAAUUGCUUCAUCCUAUGGCAUCUCAACACCGAAGCGUUAAUGACUAUGACGGGAGUCCAUUACCAGAGGGUAGCUCAGAUAUGGUUCCCAACAAAGGGGUAAUAGCAGCUGCAGGUGCAGGUGCAAGACGUUGUUGGACAGAACGUGAGGAGACUAUUCUUAUGUCAGCCAUGAAAGAGUUGGCUGCAACCGGUUGGAAGUCCGAUAAUGGGUUUCGUUCAGGUUAUCUAACUCGUGCUCUGGAGGCACUUAAACGUGAAUUUCCAAAAACUGAUAUUUGUGUUCACCCUCACAUCAAGUCAAAAAUCACCACCUGGAAAAAGAAUUACUACUCUCUAAUGCAAAUACUUGACCGUAGUGGAGUUGGUUUCAAUGCGGAUGGUGACUUCAAGAUAGACAUCGAUGAUGAACAAUGGACAUAAGUUGUGAAGAAAGACAGCAAUGCCAAGUACAUGAGGAAUAAGUCGUGGCCAAUGUUCAAUGACUGGAAGGAGAUUUUCGGCAAGGACCGUGCAGAUGGGCUUAAGAGAAUGGACACCGGGGAGGCUGUUCAAAAGAUAUAUGGUUCUAAGGCUGAUGUUGGUUCAAGUUCAGCCAACUCUUCACCAAUUACCUUAGAUGAACUAUUCCCAGAUGAAGUUUUUACUGGAGGUGUAGUGCCUGAGAUGGUAGAUGAGAGCACCUCGACCCCGGCACCAGCGAGACUACCUGCGAGGGUACCAACCAAAUUGUAUCCAAAAAAGAGGAAGACCGAGGACAAGAUGGACAAUGUCCUUGCUUUGAUGAAUCGCAUCCAUGAAGACACCAAUGAGCGGCUGAAGGACAUAUCUAACUGAAUUGGUUAUGAGUUUGAUUUAAGCACAAAGAGAACCGAGGUCUUCAACCAGCUGAAAGGCAUGGCCGAGCUCACCAUCAAACAACAGUUUUAUGCGGCAAAGAAGUUAGUAAAGGAGCCAGAGCUAAUGGAUCUGUUUAGGGGAUUGGAUGAAUGGGCACAGCUGGCGUUUGUGCUUGAUCUCCUGGAGACGGAUGGAAUGAUUUGAAAUUGGUGAAGUAUGUGGCUUUUGUAUGUAUUUUGUUAACUAUCGGGGUUAUAACUUUACGCCUGUGUAUGUUUAUUACGGCGCAUGCAUCGGUUUGCAAUAUGGCAACUAAUUUUUUUGGCUUGUGACUUUGGGAUGCAUAGCCAUAUUUUGUAUUAUGGAUUAUGACUGUUAUCACUCCAGCAGAUGAGAAGGUAUUUCGCAUAUAAGGUGCACUUGUUCAUGUUAGCUGCUUCGAAUCA
Messenger RNA from Salvia splendens (bonfire salvia), 4389 nucleotides. RefSeq names its product actin-related protein 6. The transcript is spliced from 13 exons. The record is from RefSeq and is a predicted model, not a curated record. The coding region runs from base 887 to 2218 and encodes 443 amino acids. NCBI's taxonomy places the organism in Eukaryota, Viridiplantae, Streptophyta, Magnoliopsida, Lamiales, Lamiaceae.